Molecule: messenger RNA, 2672 nt
Organism: Amaranthus tricolor (Joseph's coat)
Lineage: Eukaryota; Viridiplantae; Streptophyta; Magnoliopsida; Caryophyllales; Amaranthaceae
Exons: 18
Coding region: 218-1933 (571 amino acids)
Biological process (GO): proteasome assembly
Cellular component (GO): cytosol
Source: RefSeq, a predicted model, not a curated record
GAUGUUCCAAUUUUAGUUUUAGCACGUGUCAAGUAAAUCCCCCGACUUAUGUCGAGUGUCGAUCAAAUUUGAACGCCUUCUCGGUGAUCAACCCUAACGCCAAAGUUUCUCGAACUGCAAAAGAAAAAAAACCUCAGCUCCCUCAUUUGAAAUACCUAUAAGUUUCGUCCUAUUGUUGUAUUGUACUACAAUUGCCUAUUGCCUAUUGCCAAUUGCCAUGGAAGAGUACUCAGCAGCAGACACAAACCAGUUACUUCAAGCAGCUGCAGAUUUUGCUUUCCAUCCUGGUGGACAUAACGAGGCCUCAGUCAAGGAGUUUCUUGCUCGUUUCCCUCUUCCUGUAAUCAUCAAGGAAAUGGAGGUGUUGGAAUUUGGAAGUGUAAGGGAGGGGAACUCCUUUUUUGAAGAAAGACAUUUACAAAGAUAUGGAGAAGAACUCUUUUCAACCCAAAUGUUCCAUUUUGAUCCCCUUUUGGAACUAAACAAGGGAAAUGCCUUACAGAGAAAAGAAGAGGUGCCUGGGUUGGAAAAUGCCUUGGUUACUUGUCUAGAGAGAAUAUUUUCAACAAGAUAUGGUACCUCUCUCAUCCCACAAUAUAUGUCUUUCUUGCAAGUUGGUCUACAAGCAGAUUCAGAUGCUGUCAAAUGUUUGGCAUGUAAAAUAGUAUCUUUUCUCUUUGAGAAUUUGGAUGACAAGUCUGUCCUCCCAUCGCAGCUAAUAAUUACAUACAAUAUAUAUCCAAUGCUUCUUCACUGCCUUGUUUAUGGUGAUGAACGUGUUGCCACUGCUUCAAUGGAUGCAAUAAAGAAAUUUGCUAGCUCACCAAAAGGAAUCGCCACUAUAUUUCCAGCUGAGAGCAAUGAAGCUACAGACUUGAGACAUUUGGCAGCAAAUUGUUCUUCAUUGGGACGUGUACGGGUUUUAUCAUUGAUUGUGAAGCUUUUCUCUGUCUCCCGUGCUGUUGCAGCAGUGAUCUCAAGCUCUAAUUUACUUAAUUUGAUUGAAGUGGAAGUGAAAAAGACAGAUGAUACACUUGCCACACUUAGUAUUCUUGAACUCCUGUUUGAGAUGGCUGAAAGUGAACAUUCAACAGAAUUCAUGCCAAAAACAAGUCUUCUUCAAAUCCUUGGGUCCAUUAUUAGUAACCCUUCUUUGGAGACAAUUCUAAGAUCAAGAGCAAUGAUGAUAAGUGGAAGAAUGCUUUCUAGAGACACCAUUUUUAUGUUAAUUGAUGAAACAAGUAUACUUGCAAUUGUGUCAGCAAUUGGGCAUAGGCUCGGGUCACCUGAAAUCAUAGACGACAAUGAAAUCGAAACAGCUAUUGAGGCAGUUGGUCAAAUUGGUUCAUCGGCUUCUGGUGCUGAGUUGUUACUCUCUAAAUCACUGGAUGUUGUUAGAUUUCUAGGCGAUGCUGCUUUUGAUAGGCAAAGACGUAGUAAACAGUUGGCUGCUCUGCAUGCUCUUGGGAAUGUUGUUGGAGCUAACAGACCAGAAAACAGCAUUUUGAAACCGGGGGCUGAAGAAAUCCUUCGACGAUUGAUCUAUGAGAUAGCGUCCAAAACUUCAAAACUGACACCCUCAGGGCUGUUCUUGUCACUUCUCCAGCAAGAUUCUGAAACUCGUGUGGCAGCCUACAGAUUGAUAUCCAGUUUGGUCGUUCGACCUUGGUGCUUGAUGGAAGUCUGCUCAAGACAAGAGAUAAUAAGUAUAGUUACUGAUGCUUAUAUGGAAACCACCAAAAUAGGCAUGGAGGCUAGACAUAAUUGUUGUUUCUCAAUUCACAAGGCUCUUGCUAGUACAAAUCUUAAGAGUGAUUCGGCACUUGCUGGAAUAUCGGGGAAGUUGCAGGAAGCUGUUAAACGAGGUCCUUUCCUUGCAGAAAGAAAGAGUCGUGAAGCACAGCCAACUGUUACGACAGAUCAAAGAUUUUAAAUUCGGGUUUCAAGUGACUCAUUUCGGAAGGAAACAAUGAUAUCUAGUCUAAUAGAGAAUCUUUUCUUUUAACUAAGUGUACUUUUGUUUGCUAUUUUGUUGUGAAGUUAUUUAGAAUUUUAAAUGUAGCAAAGGUUAAAUGAAGUUAUUUAGAAUUAUGCUUAUAUUUAUGUGUUCCGAACAGUAGACGAGCAAUUCUCAUGUUAUCAUGUAUACGAACUUUUUUAUGGCUACUUGGGUUAUAAAUCGAGUUACAUUUGGAGAAGUAUGUUUGAGACUCGGAUAAAUUAUGACGAAUGCGUCAAUAUGGCAGUCUAUUGACAGAUGACAACAUGAUGCUUAUGGAAGUCUAUUGGGUUCCUGAUGUUUUAAAUUCUUUCAUUUCAGACUGGAAAUUCUAGAAGUUCAUUUUUUUCCUUUGGCAUGUAAUAUUUUAUUUUCGAGUGAGGAUAUCCCUAUAUGUGGCGAAGGGUAGAAAUGGUUUUUUAAGUGGUCAAAAUCAAAUCUUUUUUACAAAGAAAAUAAGCCUUUUACUAAUAGGGCAUACUUGCAUUGAAAGUAAAUAUUCAAGAGGAGAAGAAAAAGUUUAAGCAGGAAAAUAAAAAUUAAUUAGAUAUAAAAUUAAUGAAAUUUAAUUGUUGGAGAAGUAGAAGAAUUGGUUGUAAGUAAUGCGAAAGAGAUAUAUUUAGUUCUCUCACUAAAAUAAAAAUUUUACCUAAGGGGUGGGGAAUAUAUUUUC